Gallus gallus (chicken) is the source of this 2737-nucleotide messenger RNA. RefSeq names its product rho-related BTB domain-containing protein 2-like. Lineage: Eukaryota; Metazoa; Chordata; Aves; Galliformes; Phasianidae. Gene Ontology annotation, cellular component: cytoplasm. The coding region runs from base 44 to 2071 and encodes 675 amino acids. Gene Ontology annotation, biological process: small GTPase-mediated signal transduction; proteasome-mediated ubiquitin-dependent protein catabolic process; regulation of proteolysis. The record is from RefSeq and is a predicted model, not a curated record. The transcript has 9 exons. Gene Ontology annotation, molecular function: ubiquitin protein ligase binding; GTPase activity; GTP binding.
GGGGGGCGGCGCGGGGCGCGGCGCUGAGCGCCGGCGGGACCCCAUGGACCUGGACGUGGAUUACGAGCGGCCCAACGUCGAGACCAUCAAGUGCGUGGUGGUGGGCGACAACGCGGUGGGCAAAACGCGCCUCAUCUGCGCCCGCGCCUGCAACGCGACGCUGAGCCAAUACCAGCUGCUGGCCACGCACGUGCCCACCGUGUGGGCCAUCGAUCAGUACCGCGUCUGCCAGGAGGUGCUGGAGCGCUCCCGCGAUGUGGUGGACGAGGUCAGCGUGUCGCUGCGGCUCUGGGACACCUUCGGGGACCACCAUAAGGACCGGCGGUUCGCCUACGGCAGGUCAGACGUGGUGGUGCUCUGCUUCUCUCUGGCCAACCCCAACUCCCUGCGCCACGUGAAGACCAUGUGGUACCCUGAGAUCAAACACUUCUGCCCGCGGACGCCCAUCAUCCUGGUGGGCUGCCAGCUGGACCUGCGCUACGCCGACCUGGAUGCCGUCAACCGUGCCAGGCGUCCCUUGGCCAAGCCCAUCCGACCCACGGACAUCCUGCCCCCGGAGCGGGGCCACGAGGUGGCCAAGGAGCUGGGCGUCCCCUACUACGAGACCAGCGUGGUGGCCCAGUUCGGCAUCAAGGACGUCUUCGACAACGCCAUCCGCGCCGCGCUCAUCUCCCGCCGCCACCUGCAGUUCUGGAAGUCCCACCUGAAGAAGAUGCAGCGCCCGCUGCUGCAGGCGCCCUUCCUGCCCCCCAAGCCCCCCCCGCCGGUCAUCCGCAUCCCCGAGCCGCCGGCCAGCCGCGCCUGGGGCCCCGCCGCGCUCUUCUGCACCCCGCUGUGCGCCGACGUCGUCUUCCAGCUGCAGGGCGGGCAGCGCGUCUUCGCGCACCGCGUCUACCUGGCCACGUCCUGCUCCAAGUUCUACGACCUCUUCACCCUGGAGGGGGCGCUGGGGACGGGCAAGGAGCCGGCCGCCCGCGCCCGCAGCCUGGACGGGGAGCGGGGGGCGCUGGGCGAGGGGCCGCGGGGCGCUCUGCGCGCGGUGCAGAGCGACGAGGCGCUGCGGGCGCCGGCGGGGGACGGCGCCCGCGAUCUGUCCGCGUGGGGCCGAGGCUUCGUCAGCAUGCGCUGGGAGGUGGUGGCCGACCCGGUGGCGGGGAGGGAGAAGCGGAUGACGGUGGUGUGCAUGGACCGCUCGGUGGCGGCGGAGCCGUUCCGCGCCGUGCUCGAGUACCUCUACACCGGGCGGCUGGAGCAGGCGCGGGGCGACCUGAUGCAGGUGGCCACCAUCGCCGAGCUGCUGGAGGUGUUCGACCUGCGCAUGAUGGUGGCCAACGUGCUCAACAAGGAGAGCUUCAUGAACCAGGAGAUCACCAAAGCCUUCCACGUGCGCCGCGCCAACCGCAUCAAGGAGUGCCUGGGGAAGGGCGUCUUUGCAGACGUGGUGUUCCGCGUGGACGACGGGGCCGUUCCGGCACACAAACCGCUGCUGAUCGCCGGCUGUGACUGGAUGAUGGCCAUGUUCCGGGGGGCGUUCCGGGAGAGCUACGCUGCCGAGGUCUCCCUGCCAGGCACCAACUGCGCCUGCCUGCGCGCCGUCCUCGACUUCCUCUACACGGGGGUCUUCACGCCCACGCCCGACCUGGACGCCAUGGAGCUGCUCAUCCUCACCAACCGCCUCUGCCUGCCCCGGCUGCAGGCGCUCACAGAGCAGUACGCCGUGGAUGAGCUGCUCCGCGCCUUCAUGCAGCAGGUGGAGAUCGACGAGCAGGUGAUCAUCUACCUGGAGAUGACGCAGUUCCACAACGCCCGGCAGUUGGCCGCCUGGUGCCUGCACUACAUCUGCACCAACUACAACAGCGUGUGCCGCCGCUUCCCCCGCGAGAUGAAGUUCAUGUCCCCAGAGAACCAGGCGCACUUCGAGCGGCACCGCUGGCCGCCGGUGUGGUACCUGAAGGAGGAGGACCUGUACCUGCGCUCCAAGAAGGAGCGGGAGCGCGAGGAGCAGCUGCAGCGCAAGCAGCACACCCGCAGCAAGUGGUGCUUCUGGCGGCCCUCGCCCCCCGUCUCCUGAGCCGGGGCCGCUGCCGUGCCGCUCCCCGGGGCCGGAGGCACGGCCGGGCUCCUGCUGGCCCGGGCCGCGCCGGGCUGGGGGCUCCACCUCCCCCAGAGCCGCGGCCGCCUCGGGCCCCCGGUGCCACCGCCUGUUUACAGCCCCGUCCCCGUUAUGGGCGCCCGCCGUCGCCGCCGCUCUGGUUUACAGCCCUCACGGCGCGCUGCUGAGCCGACGGCCCCCCCCCCCGCCGCGCUGGUGCUACCUCCGAUCCGAGCAGCGUAGUGGGGCCGGGGUCCGGCCGGGCCCGUGGCAGGGUGCUGGCCCGGGCUGGGCGCUCCCAGCCGGGCUCUCUGGUGCUGAAAUCCCCCCCCCCCUCUGUGCUGGCGGAGGUGGGGGCCAAGCUGUGAGCAGGGCGCAGGGGGAGGGGCGGCGGGCGGCCCGGCCGGCCCCGCUCAUCUCCGUGCCUUGGACACGUCCCGGCCCCGCGUGGGUCCCGGCCGCGGUGUCCCCGUGCUGCACAACCCUUUGUACACUUUUCUACUCCGCUCGUGCCAACCCAGCACAACCCCCCCGGGCGCCCGCGCCCACCUCAAGGGCUGUUUGUACCCCCGCCUUCCCGAGCACUGUGAGCGGGGCGCCUCACCGCGCCGAUUUUAACCUUUAAUAAAGCCUUUUGUAACGGGA